AUGUCAAGGGUGUACACUCUUGAAGGCCAAGAAGACCCCACCCGGUGUGGUGGUGAGAGCGCAUUGUGGUAUACCUUAAGGUUUUUUACACCUUUUUUCUCAUAUAUCCACUUAAAAAUCAACCAAUAUGGCUCAAGAACUGGAUUCUAUGGUCAAUUUCACCCUUGGUCACCACUGGAGGAUUCACUGGAACUCAACUGGAUUGGAAACUACACCCUCUGGACCAUCACUACACUCAAUUACACAACUCACCACCAGGCAACUAGAAAUGGUCUCUGGAUAUCCGCUAUCCUCUGGCAGAUAUCCGCCAGUGCCAACGGAUUCCCGCCAGCGGAUGCGGAUGCGGAUGUGGAUGUCCCCUUUCCCCUGAAAUCCUGGCGGAUGUCUGGGUAUCCCAGCGGAUAUCCGCCCAUAUAG
Messenger RNA from Puccinia graminis f. sp. tritici CRL 75-36-700-3, 417 nucleotides. RefSeq lists its product as uncharacterized. The record is from RefSeq and is a predicted model, not a curated record. NCBI's taxonomy places the organism in Eukaryota, Fungi, Basidiomycota, Pucciniomycetes, Pucciniales, Pucciniaceae. The coding region runs from base 1 to 417 and encodes 138 amino acids. The transcript has 2 exons.